Messenger RNA from Fusarium sp. VM40, 1911 nucleotides. The record is from the annotation of a GenBank genome assembly. NCBI's taxonomy places the organism in Eukaryota, Fungi, Ascomycota, Sordariomycetes, Hypocreales, Nectriaceae.
AUGCAGACCGCAAUACGUCAGAGCUUAAGACGAACGCAUGUAUACACAAGAACAGCCCUCAGAACGUGCCAGUUGAGAGGCUUGGCUACAUCCAACUUGAGUAUCCGAUGGGGUCCUCAAGACCCUCCUCUCUACAAAGGCACGAUCCCAGAACACUUUGCCUCAGUUGUCUCAGAGCAUGGUGACCGAGAAGCAGUCAUAGCUCGAUCUGCAGGUGUCGAUGCUCAUGAGUCAACAUUAACAUAUUACGCUCUUGACUCGCUAUCCAACAGCCUCGCCCACUCUCUCUCCUCACUCGGUGUUCGUAAAGGAGACUGCGUUGCCAUCUCGCUAGGCAAUGGGCCCGAAUUUGCAGCUCUAACCUACGCCUGCUUCAAGCUCGGCGCUAUUCUGGUGCCGCUAAACCCAGGCUUCAACGAGCGUCAAGUAGCAGCUGCACUUAAGCACCUAGCCGUCGAGACUCUCAUUAUCGGCGCUGUGAAGGAUCUGGCUUACAAACCUGGGAGGGGACGGAGUAAUCAACAUCUCCUGCAGGGCAUUGUGGGAGAUGUUUCGGCGUCCGAGAUCCAGAGCGAGAUGGUCCCCUCUUUGCGUAACGUUGUGGUUUUGGACAACUUGGCGCAUCAUCCAGAUGUCAAAUUUGACCUCAAGGCUUGCCGAGCUUUUACCCCUUAUUCAUCCCUUGUCGAUGGCUCCGUGAAUGCUGUGAAUCCGGACUCGCCUUUGAAACCGAGUGAUGUUAUCAACAUCCAGUUUACAUCGGGCACUACGUCGCUCCCCAAGGCAGCUAUGCUCUCGCACCGCGCCAUUCUUAACAACGGUGCUUUGAUAGCACAUCGAAUGGGUCUUCAUCCCGACGAUCGUAUUGUUGUACCUCCUCCGCUGUUCCACUGCUUCGGCUGUGUUCUGGGAUACAUGGCUACGGCCACCACAGGCGCCGGUAUUCUCUUCCCCAGUCCCGCAUUUGAUCCCGAGGCUACUCUUCGCAUGGUAGUUGACCACGAGGCUACGGGUCUCUACGGUGUCAACACCAUGCUAGUCGCUGUUCUGGAAGCCCUUGAUCGGGGAGACGUUGUCUCUCAACCACCGCAUCACCUACGCAAGGGUAUCGUCGCUGGCAGCAGCGUGCCCCCUUCACUUAUGAGUACCCUUUACAAACGCCUCGGUCUUGAGGAUCUUGUGAUUUGUUACGGUAUGACCGAGACAGCACCCGUGAGCUGCAUGACGAGUCCCUCGGACCCUGUUGACAAACGUACUUCAUCCAUUGGCCGCGUCAUGCCACAUACAGGACUCAAGAUCGUCGAUCCUCUAGACCAUAGCAAAAUUCUGCCCGUUGGAGAACGAGGCGAGCUUGCAGCAUCAGGAUAUCUCGUCAUGGAAGGUUAUUACGGCGAUGAAGCCCGCACAUCUGAAGUCCGUGUGCCAGACCCAGAUGAUGGAACGAUAUGGAUGUAUUCUGGUGAUGAAGCCGAGAUGGAUGAGCAGGGCUAUGUACAAAUUACAGGUCGUAUCAAAGACCUCAUCAUCCGUGGCGGAGAGAAUAUUCACCCCUUGGAAGUGGAAGACUGUCUCCUGACUCAUGAAGGUGUCCGGGAAGCUAGCGUUAUAGGAGUUCCUGACGAGCGAUAUGGCGAGGCAGUCGCUGCCUUCGUCAUCCCCGCACGCGGAUGGACCCCGUUGGAUCACAUGGAAGACGUGCCCCUCGAUAGAGCGAGGGCCAAAGAGGACGGGACCUUGACAAGAGAUGGGCUGAGAGAAUGGGUCGCGGCAAACCUAUCCAAGCAUCUCGUGCCAAAGUAUGUCUUCUGGAUUGACGAGUAUCCUAAAACACCAAGUGGAAAGGUGCAGAAGUACAAGUUGAAGGAAUACGCCAAGGAGAUUUUGGGCGACGAGGGGGUAAAAACACAAUGA